Messenger RNA from Lytechinus pictus (painted urchin), 3998 nucleotides. RefSeq names its product cell division cycle protein 16 homolog. Gene Ontology annotation, molecular function: protein binding. The record is from RefSeq and is a predicted model, not a curated record. The transcript has 16 exons. Gene Ontology annotation, biological process: positive regulation of mitotic metaphase/anaphase transition; cell division; protein ubiquitination. Bases 82 to 1827 code for a protein of 581 amino acids. Gene Ontology annotation, cellular component: anaphase-promoting complex; cytoplasm. Lineage: Eukaryota; Metazoa; Echinodermata; Echinoidea; Temnopleuroida; Toxopneustidae.
ACUGCUAACUUCAAUUUAUUUACCUACAUGAUCUUGCGCGGCUGAAUUAACUGUUCUUUCUGUGAAAUUCCACCAUUUAUAAUGAAUUUAGAACGAUUUCGAAGCUUAGUCCGCUGUUAUAUUGAUAAGCAUCAAUAUGACAGUGCAGUUUUCUGGGCUGACAAGGUUGUCACAAUGUCAAAAGGUGAUGUUCAUGAUGUUUACAUGUUGGCUCAAAGUCUUUACCACACCAAACAAUACCACAGAGCUGCACAUCUCAUCAGGAACAGAAGAUUGGAUAAAACACACAAGGCUGGAAGAUAUUUAGCUGCAAAAUGCUUAGAAGCUGUACAGAAAUGGGAGGAGGCCCUGAAUGUCCUUGAAGGAUGUGACGAGAGUGACAUCAUGAUCUUCCCACCGAGGAUUGAAGAAAUGAAACUAGAUGACCAAAAAGAUGAGCUGGAUAGGAUCCCAUUACAAAAUGUUGAUAGCUCGAUGGCACUGUUGAGGGGUCAGAUCUACUCAGCUCUUGAGAAUCGUAUCCAGGCCUCAGAAUGCUACAAACAGGCACUGUUUGAAGACGUCCACUGCUACGAGGCAUUUGAAUUACUCGUCAAACACCAGAUGUUGACUGCAGAAGAAGAGAAAGAACUCCUUCAGUCAUUACCAAUCAGUGAACAGUGUCCUGGGGAAGAUUUGGAGUUUGUCAGAAGUCUUUAUCAAAGUCUUCUAAAGAAAUAUGACAGGCCCGUAUCAACAAAGUUAGCAGACUCUUUGACGAGCCUCAAUACCAAUCUAGAUAUACAGACCAACACGGCAGAGAGACACUACUAUAACUGUGAUUUCAGGACCAGUUAUAAAAUCACUUGCAGUGUACUUGAAUCAGAUCCAUUCCAUGAGAGAUGUUUACCAGUCCAUGUAGCAACAUUAGUAGAACUCAAGAAAUCUAAUGACUUAUUUUACCUAGCCCAUAGAUUAGUAGAUCUUCAUCCUGAUAAAGCAGUAUCGUGGUUUGCUGUCGGUUGUUACUAUUAUCUCGUAGGGAAGAAUGAACCAGCAAGACGGUUUCUAAGCAAAGCUACAGCAAUAGACCGUCUGUACGGUCCAGCGUGGCUAGCCUUUGGCCAUUCCUUCGCAGCUGAAGGAGAGCAUGACCAAGCGAUGGCAGCUUACUUCACUGCCUCGAGACUUAUGAAAGGAUGUCAUCUACCCCUUCUGUACGUUGGAUUAGAGUAUGGUCUUACCAAGAACUUCAAGCUAGCCGACAAGUUCUUCAUUCAGGCUUUAGGCAUAGCCAGCAGCGAUCCAUUCGUUCUUCAUGAAAUGGGUGUGGUGGCAUUCCAUAAUGGAGAUUGGGAGACUGCCGUCACGCAUUUCAACGAAGCCUUGGAUAUAGUGCAGGACAUCAGCAAACAGACGCUAGCUGACAAAUGGGAGCCGUUACUGAACAAUCUAGGGCACGUCUACAGAAAACUCAAGAGGUAUGAGGAGUCCCUGGAGUACCAUCGGCAGGCGUUGAUCCUUAGUCCUCAGAAUCCCUCAACAUUCUCAGCCAUCGGUUACGUAUACGCACUCAUGGGCCAGUUCUCAAUAGCCAUCGACUACUUCCACAAGGCUCUUGGUGUGGGUCGUGAUGACACAUUCUCAGUGACCAUGUUAACUCACAGUAUAGAGCAGUACAUUGGAGAGAUGUCACCUUGUACAGGAGGAAGUGAAACCGUUCCCGACCUGGAAGCAGUCGUCAAGGAGGAGGUCGUUGCUACGACGGAGAAGUCAAACUCAAGUGUAGACAUGGAGGUGGAGAUGAAUCUGGAGGACUCGCCAAUGCCACAGAAGAUUGCAAAAUAGGAUCUUACCAUGGACAGUAUCUGUAAUGAUGCAAGAAAUGUUAAGGCAAGAAUGUCCUUUAUUGGAUGUAAGACACCUAUUAGUGUUAACUUCAGAAUUAUCUGCCUCAUCAGCUUUUCAAAGCUUUGCAGACGAUACCGCAUAGACGAUCUCUGAUGAGGCAAGAACUAUGAAGGCAAGAAUGCCGCCCUUUAUUGGAUGUACGGACACCUAUUGGUGUUGACAUCGGAUUAAUCUGCCUAAUGGACUUUUUGAAGGCUAUUGCAGGUGAUACCUUCUAAAGACGCAUUUGAUGAAUGCACCUAGGUAAUCUUGACAUCUGUUUCUUGUUCUGAGGAAUGAUCUUUCUCAUUGGCUUUUCUAAGACUUGCAGACGAUACCAAAAAGAUGAUCUCUGAUGAUGAUGCAAGAACUAUGAAGGCAAGAAUGUCACCCUUUAUUGGAUGUAAGGACACCUAUUAGUGUUGAAAUCAAAAUAAUCUGCCUUGUGAACUUCUUGAAAACUAUUGCAGGUGAUACCUUCUAAAGACACAUUGGGUGCGAGAAACCUUGGUAAUAAGUGUGGAUUGAUGCCAUGCCAAAGGACGCUAGGCCACAGUGGGAUUUGAACACACGCCCCUCUGGUUACAAGAUGAGUCAGAACCGCUACACCAUGACGCUUAGGUGCAAGAUCAAGAAACCUAUGUAGUUUUGAAAUUGGUUUCUUUUCCUGAAUAAUCUGCCUCAUUGGGAUUUUUUUUCAAAGACUCUUGCAAAAGAAAUUGCAAAUGUCCAUACAUGUAAGGCUGUCUACCAAGACACCAAUCACUUGUUUCACUCUGUACUCCUUUGAGAAGAUGUUAACCUAAAUAGUAUGACUUCCCCCAAAACUGGAAUUGUGCUUUAUGCUCCUUGUCCAAAUCCGUAGCAUUAUUUAUUCUGAACAUAGACCCAUAUUGAGAACACGGUAGCGUUUCAUGAAAGGACUUGUCAGAUGUUUUAUCCGACAGUAACUAUGGUUACAGUACCUCUCAGCCAAUCAUAAUCAAGAAAAGUUGUCAGACCUGACAACUUGUUGGACGAAAAUGUAGAUGAGACACUCCCCAUGUGUAGGAUUUUCUUGCAGGCAGUCCAUCGACAAUCAAUUACCGGGUAUGCUUUUAGUCAAGCUUGACAUUUGGGUCCAAUGCAAAGACAUGACUAGGGCAUUGCAAGAAACUUCUGUUUCAUUGCAAAGCAAGCAUAGGCCCCACAGAUCAAGGGUAAUAAGGUGUUUGGAGCUGGUGGAGUUGCUGUUGAAUGCAAAUCAACUACAAAUUUGCAUUCAACAGGACUUGUGCUUUAUGUGGGGACUUUUGCUUGAUUUGGAAUUCAUCGCAAUUUUCUUGUGAUUUGAAAUUAUAUAUGUCACAUUUACUCAAUCACAGGGUUUCUUACAAAUUUCUUUUUGCAGAUAUCAAACAGCAAAAUGCACAACUUUUUGACAAUGGCAAAUAAUGUCUGGUAUUGAUAUUUUCACGUAAUACAAGACUUUGUUAACGGUAAUGAGUUUGAUUCAAAUUGUACUUUAGCUAUAAGCAUUACAUGUCUUGACCUUAUUCAAAGCAGGGAGAAAAACAUUAUAUUAUCUGUACUUGAGCUAAUAUUCUUGUUCCUUUUUCAUCAUGAAUCAGUUUUUGUAUUGAGAACAAAAGUAACACAUUGGGGCUAUUUUGCAACUUUAUGGGGUAUUUAUAUAAAUAUCACUCCAUCCCUCGGAUAGGAUGUUAAAUGGAGGCCCCCUUGUAGAGGAGAAUCAGCACCUUUGCACGUUAAGACCACAAUGCACUAUUUGUAUAAGUGUAGGGGGAAACCCCGGUGUAGUGGUCCACCUGCACUCCCCAAUCAGUUAUAAUGGGAGGAGAGACCUGCGGGUCAUAGUGAUUCAGUUCGCUUUUCGCCACCCAGGCACAGGUGCCGCCAAAACAAUCAUAAUAUCAGGGGCUAAAUUGCACUCGACUUAAAUAUAUUUUUCACUUUUUUUUAUUUUUUUUUUAUUUCAAGGAUACCAAUAAUAUUGUGAAAAUGGUAAAAGAUUGUGAAGAUUGUACUGUUGAAUUAUAUCAUACACGAUGAUGUAUACAUUUUUGUACAAAUAUAUGUGCUAUUGCUUAGCAUAUUAAAUAUAGUCAUGAUUUUAUAUUAACAUGAAA